Molecule: messenger RNA, 2169 nt
Organism: Alternaria postmessia
Lineage: Eukaryota; Fungi; Ascomycota; Dothideomycetes; Pleosporales; Pleosporaceae
Exons: 4
Coding region: 1-2169 (722 amino acids)
Biological process (GO): mitotic DNA damage checkpoint signaling; protein phosphorylation
Cellular component (GO): nucleus; cytoplasm
Molecular function (GO): ATP binding; protein serine/threonine kinase activity
Source: RefSeq, a predicted model, not a curated record
AUGGCUACUCCGUCCAGUGUCCCUACACCUAGUAUCCUGUGGUCAAACAACAAUCCUCAAACCCAAUUGCAACGCUGGUGGAGCCCGCCGGGACGAUCAGAGAAUGCCUUCAACGUCGAGUAUGAUACUGUUGGAGGGGACGAGAGGAAAGACUGGGAUGGGCUGGAUUGGACAGCACAGGGCGGCGCAGCGACUGUGUUUCGUGUAAACCUAUCCCAGCAUGGGCAUGGACCUUCAACGAUUGAAGUAGCCAUGAAGAGAUUCAGCCCUCUCAACAACAGCAGAGAGCGGACAUUUAUGAAGCAAAAAGUGACAGAAGAGAUUGAAGCUGUCAAAAAGAUGCAUCACAUGCACAUCAUUGAGGUUGUCGGAAGUUUUGAAAAUCCCAAGCACAUUGGCUUUUUCAUGCUGCCCUGGGCAGAGGAGACGCUCGCAUCGUUCAUGUACAACAUUCCAACCGCGGGAAAUAACGUCAAGUUGGAAGAUGGCCGAGACUAUCGCACAGUGCAGUAUUUGGUAUCGACAAUGGGCUGUCUAGCCCAUGCACUAAAGUACGUCCAUGAGAAAGGCAUGAAACAUAAAGAUAUCAAACCGCAGAACAUUAUGAUCGACAAUGGCCGAGUACUUCUUGCGGACUUUGGUCUUUCAAAAGCUGUUGAGAAGGGUAACACAACGACGUACGGACCUACUGGGUUCAGCAAGAGAUAUGCACCAAAAGAAGUUCUGGAUCCACAAUCAGGCCGAACGGAAAAGCAAGAUAUAUUCUCCCUAGGAUGCUGUUUUAUCGAGAUUUUCGCGGUGUAUAAAGGCAAGGCUCCAGAGGAUGCUCUUGGGUAUGACAGAGAAGCUGAGGAUGCGGCCAAGAAAUACGCAGAUCAUGUUCCGCAGGUGCUGACCUGGAUGAAAGAGAAUCUCUUCACCGAAAGGUGUGAUGUACAACUUUGGAACCUUGUCAGCAGGAUGCUAGCGGACGAUCGCCAUCAAAGACCAUCAGCAGCGGAAGUCUGGGAAGAGACAGUGGUCAUGAGCUCGACACGCAGUGAGAAUAUCCAUUUUUGUGGCGCCUGCUGCAUGCCCGUCAAGUCUGACACAUCUCCGGUACCUAUUGGACUGCCGUCAGCUGUCGACUAUACAACUAAAUCUGGAGGACCUGCUUCGCGCAACAGCAAGCUUGCGCGAAAAGACGCAACAUUUUCUACAGUUUACGAAACAGACGAAGACGUUCCAUUUGCAUGGGGUCGUAAUCUCAGGAUCACAAAUCAGGCUGCACUAGACGCUGUUCAGCAAAGAGGGCAUCGUUCGUGGUUUUGCCGUAAGAUAGUCUUCCCCAAGGACGGAAGUAUGAAAGAAUAUCAUAGGGCAUUGGGAGCGGCUGCCGCAGAGGCCGAGAUUCUGAACCGCUUGCACACACCCGACGACCAUAACCACUUGGUGAGCUUAGCCGGGACAUACCGAAGAGGGCGGACCAGCGUGCUUCUGAUCAAACCAGUAGCGAACCUGGACCUGAAGACAUACCUCUCGUGGAUAGAAGAGCCUCAUGUGGCUUCGUAUCACUACGCAGACUCCGCAAAACUAUUACGACAAUCUUUCGGGUGCCUUGCCAACGCUGUGAAGCACAUUCACUCCAUAGGAAUAACGCAUGAUAACAUCCGUGCUCAAAAUGUCCUCGUGAUGACUAAAGACUCUCCUUCGGUAUGUCUUGCUGAAUUCGGAGCAGCAGCGAACAAAGAAACACCACCUCUGGCUACAUAUCAAGCAUCCAACAUGAGUGAAUCCGAGUAUAAAGAACAGAGUGAAUACGCGCCUCCAGAGGUACAGCAAACUUCCAAAGAGCUGGACAAAGCAAAGGAUGUCUUUUCUCUUGGUAUUGUCUUUCUAGAGAUAGAGACCGUCCGCAAGGGUUCAACCCGCCAACAGAUGCGCGAUUUCUUGGCAAAUACCAGUCCUGGAUAUACUGCAUACUUGAGAUUUGGGCAAGACGAUGUCAAGCACAGGCUUGGCGACUGGGUCCGUAUUCUGGUACAACAAAAGGGGACGUUACCACGGUUGGCAGAGCUGUUGGCCCAGAUGCUCGAUAUCGUCCCACAAAGUCGGCCGACUAUCGACAAAGUCUGGUUGGAGGCCGCAGGAAGGAAGACCAUCGGGAUAGCCGCGAUGGAAGGUCGCUGA